AGCAAAAACAUUAUUUGUUUUACAUAAAGCAAUACGUGGAAGGCGGGUGAUUAACUUUAAAUUUGUUGUUUAUAAGUUUUGCAUCGCUAAUUACCAUUCACAACCAAGUUGUUUGCCGCCAUUUUUCACGUCGACGUGCACGCCCCUUCCAACAUCACAACUCGGUCAUUCAUUCAUGUGCUCGAAACUCGAUAUUUCCGUCUCAUUUUGAAGGCCGAAUCUCGUUAUUGCUUAAUUAACCUUCUGAAUCAAAGUAUAAGUUAUUUUAAUGAACUUUUUUCACAGUCGAAGAACAUUCAAUUGCAGGGAGUUUGUAAAUAAACGCCGCGUUGCCUUUCCUCAAAACGUUGGAUGACAAAUGAAUAGAUGCGCAUUACUAAUAAGUAUCCCAGCAGUGCUCACGAUGAGCCCCUUUAAGUCAUUAACAGUGAUCAGCAUGACUUCACUUCUAAUGAGAGGAUAACACUGCCGCAUGAAUUAUGAAAAAAUAUUCCACAAAUUAUCUUUCUCAAUCUUCGUACGACACUUGCAGGAGUCCCGUCCCGCCUCUUGAGAUAAAGCGCACGGAGACUCUUUUCUCCUCCAUGCGUUAUGAGUGAGAGAGCUUGAGAGAGAGUCAGAGAGGCGUCUCACAUGUGACAUUUCUUCAUUCGUAGAUAGGUAAGGCACUUGGCACUCUGAUGGACCUCCUCUAUUAGACCUGCUCGCACUUUAAGGGACAGCUUCUUGCAUACCAGGAGAGCAGGACGCAUUUCCAGUUUCUCAGAGAACUCCAGCGUGCCUUAGUUUUGACAGCUGACAAGUUACAAACACACUCACGAGCCUUCUUUACUCGGUAGAAAGCGUGGACUGACUUAAAGACAUGAUGGAGAUGAAGGUGCUGGGAUGCGCGUUGCUUUUUCCUCUCCAAAUCUUCUUGUGCAUAUUGAGGGCGAUCGUGCGCUUCUUCGCGCGUCAGAAGCGCAGAGAUCUGGGCACUGAUGUGGUCCUCAUCACUGGAGGUGGAAGAGGAAUCGGCCGUCACCUGGCGAAAGAGUUUGCCAAGCAAGGAGCAAGAAAGGUGAUUUUGUGGGGCCGCACAGAGAAAUGUUUAAAAGAGACCUGUGAGGAGAUCUCUAUGACUGGAACAGAGUGUCAUUACUUUGUGUGUGACGUGGGCAACAGAGAGGAGGUGUACCAGCAGGCCAAAGUGCUCAGGGAAAAGGUUGGCGACGUCACCAUUCUAGUCAAUAACGCAGCUGUUGUUCAUGGGAAAAGUCUAAUGGACAGCGACGAUGACGCACUCCUGAAGACUCAGCACAUAAACACACUUGGACAGUUCUGGACCACGAAAGCAUUUCUGCCUCGCAUGCUGGAGCUGUGCAACGGCCACGUGGUGUGCAUUAACUCCAUUCUCUCCCUCUCCUCCAUCCCUGGAGCCAUCGACUACUGCACGUCCAAGGCCUCUUCUUAUGCCUUCAUGGAAAGCCUGACGCUAGGCCUGCUGGACUGCCCUGGAGUGGGCUGCAGCACGGUGCUUCCCUUCCAUACUGACACAGAGAUGUUCCAGGGCAUGAGAGUGAGGUUCCCUAAGCUGUUUCCUCCUCUGAAUCCUGAGAUGGUGGCCGAGCGCACUGUGGAUGCAGUUAGGACCAACACUGCCUUCGUUGUCCUGCCAUGGACCAUGCACUUUCUUGUCAUUCUUAAGAGCCUUUUGCCCCAGUCUGCCCUGGAAGAGAUCCAUAAGUUUUCAGGAAGCUAUACCUGCAUGAACACAUUCAAAGGGCGGACUUAAUCUCAGGAACAGCUUGACUGUGAAAAAUCCUCAAAACCAAUUUUUCAUG
Molecule: messenger RNA, 1823 nt
Organism: Megalobrama amblycephala (Wuchang bream)
Lineage: Eukaryota; Metazoa; Chordata; Actinopteri; Cypriniformes; Xenocyprididae
Gene: dhrs3a
Product: dehydrogenase/reductase (SDR family) member 3a
Exons: 6
Coding region: 863-1774 (303 amino acids)
Cellular component (GO): lipid droplet
Molecular function (GO): oxidoreductase activity, acting on the CH-OH group of donors, NAD or NADP as acceptor
Source: RefSeq, a predicted model, not a curated record